CUCAUGUACCCCUCAGAAGGCGCAAGAGAAACUCAUUUCCCAGGAUUUGAGUGCAGCCAUCACUUCGUUGUUGAGUUCUCUGAUCGAUGUACUUAAAACCGCUGUUGUCGGACCUUCAUACUUACGUAUAAGUUAGGAAGCAUGGAGAAUUGUGAAGAACUAUUUUGGACAAAGCUUUUCCCGCCAAUCUAGGAUGUCGUCAGAUCUUUAACAAUGAAGAUUCUUAUUCUAUCCUACCUUCGAUCAUGUGGAGGUAUUUCCCAUUCAGGUUCAGGAUGUUUCAGAUGGAUAUAGUGAAUUGGUCACCCUGAUGGGAAUAAAAGCACCCUUUUUGGUUUUUAUUUUUUGUAGCAUUCCAAUAGGCGUUGUUCGAGCUGGCAUACCACCAUUUCAAUUAACCCAAGCUACGUCAAGACCCAAGCGCCCAGAAAAUCUGACUCCUGAUGAAAAAGUAAAGAUUUUAUUUGAGCGUGGUAAUCCUGUUGCUGCUGUGCUACAAUUUAUUGAAAAUAUUUAUUACUCGCAUCAAAAUGGUUCCUGUCGUAAAACAUCUUUGGCAGAUUUCUCCAGUAAUGGGUUUGAAUGGCAUUUACCUUCAAAAUUCACAAACACUUUUGAAAAACAGAUGAAAUCAGCUGUCAAAACUGCCAACAUCCUCAACCAUUAUUUUCUUAAGGCCCCUAAUGACACAGAGAUUAAUCAUCUUUUCUUCUAUUCAUUGGUAAAAGCUAACGUGGAAAGUGAUCCUUCACUGACAAGCAGUAGCAUUGUCCUGACAUCGGAUUCAGGCGAUUUCUUUAUACCGUUCACCAACAGAAGAAACGAUGGGUCGAUUAGAACACAAAAUCUAGGAAGUUCAUCUCUGGAUCGAUGGUCAGGCAACGAUUGGUUCUGGGUUCUGGAAACAGGAAACUAUUCAGAGCUUUUUGGUCAAGUCGGAAAUGGCACUGAUCUAGUCGUAACAACAGAGGAUGGCUAUUGGACUUCACCCUACAUCGAUUGUAAUUUCACCACCAAGUGGCAAAUUACAUAUAGUGUCCCAUUCUUUACCAGAAACGCCGAUGAGCUUUAUUUCAAGGGCGUCGUCGCUGUGAGUUUGCCAUUCAGUGGUGUAGACAUUGAUCAGUGUGAUGGGGAUUCUCACUUCUCUGCCUUUUCCUCCUCUCACCAUUGUGAUUUUUCUACGACACAGUGUGUGCCAACGUCUGGUAAAGGAUUCCGCCGCGGCGCUUACAGAUGUUACUGCAAGCCCAAUUUUUACCAAGCAUCUGCUGAUACGCAACGACGGGAUUAUUAUGAUGGAGAAGUUAUAGAAGAGGCAUUUGUCGAGAAUGUACUCAACGAACAAAACAAAUUUUCCAAUAAUUUUCAGUGUUUGCCUUGUCGUGUAGGAUGUGAUGUCUGUUUUGGUGAUCAACCUUGUUAUGUUGAAUACGACCUAAUGUUGCGAAGUGUUGUACUGUGCUUCCAAAGCUUCUGCAGCACUCUUGUUGUUAUUCUUAUUAUUGUCAUUUUUGUUCUGAGAAAGAGUCCAAUAUUUUCUAGUGUUAUGUGGCUGAUGCACGAAGCAAUACUGAUUGGAGCUCUUCUUCUCUAUCAGACAGUUAUUAUUCGUUAUUUUGAGCCAACUAUUUUUACUUGUAUGAUAGAACCUUGGUUUCGUGGUCUAGGUUUUGCAAUUUGUUAUGGAUCUAUAGUUCUUAAAAUUUACAGGAUAUUAGCUGAAUUUCAAACACGAAAAGCUCACAGAGUCUGUGUACGAGACAAGGAUUUGCUCAAGUAUCUUUUAGGAAUCAUUACUGUAGUUAUUGGGUACCUUCUUGCUUGGACUGCCGUAAUAAUAGAUAAUAUGACUGAAGGAUAUAGUGUAAUAGUUCAUGAACAGACAUCCACUGGUCUCAAAUAUGAUAUGUGCCGUGGCCUUUGGUGGGAUUAUGUUACAGAAGUCGGUGAACUCUUAUUUCUGGUAUUUGGCGUGUUCCUUACUUAUAAAGUUCGAAAUGCUAAAUCAGACGUAUUGCAUGAAAAAGAAGUGCUAUGUUGGUCUGUCUACAUUGAAGCUCUAGUAUCACUGCUCAUGUAUACUAUCAGACAUGUUGUGUGGUCCAAUCUGUUGCCAGAUUACAUUUACCUUUUAUAUUUUCUUCGUUGCCAGUGCACUGUCACUAUAAUCUUGUUUUUCAUCUUUGCACCAAAACUGUGGUACCACGCCCGUCCCCCAGAAGAAUACCAAACAGGACGUCAACUUUCAUCCUGUGGUGAUGUACGUGACGUACCCGAAGCUGUGAAAUUACAGGAAGGGGUACAAUGUACAGCAAAUGGUGAGAUAGAUGUUUCAGAAGUGAAUUUUGCUGAUAUGGAUCCUGAGGAAAUUCGAAAUGAACUCCGCAAACUCUAUACUCAACUACACAAUAUGAAACAAGUAUCAAUGCGCAAAGGUAAUCCUCACAUCUCCCGACGUCGAGGUGGACGGAAAGGCACGCAUCGCAAGUUUUCCUUGCAAACAUUUCACCAUCGACAUAAGCAAAGCCAACAUGACCAAGAAGUAACAGAAAUUUCUAAAACUCCGGAGGAAUCUGUAGCCAGUGCUGAUGGUACUACGGACAAUGCUUCGAUUCGCCAACUUGAUGAGUCGCACAAUAAUGCUGGUACUCCAACUGUCACUUUUAAAGACGAUCAAAAGUGACUAGAUGCUAGUUUUAAAUUAUUAUCAAAUGUCCAACGGUUUCACUUACCGUUAGUACGAUCUAUUUCAGAUCUUGGAGCGAGAUUAGAAAAGAAAAAACAAAGCAUUAAAAAUUCCAAACGCUCAACUAUUUGUUCACUAUUUGCAUCAUAAAGUGGAACACAGUUUGAUGAGACUAUGUAUUUACUACAUCAAUUUGAUGUAUGUAACUACAUGCUUUAUUCUCCACUUAUAAAGAGCUCUGAUCAAGCUUUUUUCGUUCAUACAAACUGGAAUAUUAUCUUUAUAUUUCUUUACACAACUAUGCUAAGAAGGCUCUUUAAAUUGUAUUUUAAUUUUUCGUUAUGUUUAGUCUCAGUUAAUGUUGAUAUAAGCAAUGUGAUGUUAUUAUAGAAUCUCUUGAUAUUGGACGGUUGGUGAAAGUAUUUUUAUGAAUGAAUUUAACCGUGUUAAUUUAAUGUUGAGAAAGAUGAAAAAAUGAUUAUUCAAGAAUGUGAUGAGUAAAUCCUACCAAUUUAAAUUGGUGAUGGUUGCAGUCAAUGUUAAAGCUUGUUUAAAUAGUUGUAACUAAUAUAUACCGAGCUAUUGUUGUUUAUAUGUUAAAUUAUUAUGUUCCAUUUAAGAGAACAAAAUAUAGUGAAAUUCUAUUUAAAGAAAAGUGGGAACUAAUUAUUAGUAAAACACAGUUUUAAAAAACCCCAUUGUAUUUUCUUAAAUUAAUUAUCAAACAUUUACUGAGAUUUAAUAAAAUAUUGAAUUAUUUUGGGACAUGAAAUAAGUUAAUUUGGUUUGAAUAAAAAUUUAAAGGCUUCUUUAGAGAUAUUAUUACUCUGUUACAGUGACUUUUGUUAUCAAAUUAACACUCUGAGGUAGCACAAGAAUCAGGCAGGGUGUAGAUUAAGAAUCUUUAAUACUUCACACUUUCUUCUUGCACAAUAUCAAAAGGAAAGGGGGAAAAAAUCCCUUUGGGACACACGAAAUAAAUUUUUCUUUUGUAGAAAGAUAUUCAUAGAUUUUCUAAACUGCGAAGAAAAACAAAAACACAAAGAGCGGGAAUCUUCUUAAAAUAUAUGCUAUGGAACGGGUUUUUAUAAUUUCAUAAUUUUUCUCAGUAAAGACUUGUCACACACAACACUAUUAAAACACUUUUUUUUUCUCUUCCAGACAUGUGCAGCAUGUUAGCAGAGUGUUCAUUUAUUCAUUUCCAUCGUUUUGAGUCCAUGAGGGAAAGUUAUACCAUUCUGUUUCAUUCAUCUAGGAAAAAAUAUUCAGCAGUUUCAGUAGUUGAUAAAUUCCUUUGACAGCCUUGCUUUUAUGCUAGCAGUAGUUUCCUCUAAUAAUGGCGUUUCGAAACAUUUUCUGUUUUAUUCGUGGGUAAAACACUUACCACGCCCAAUUAAAACCAAUCCUGAUGACUAAACAUGAAGUACAUCGUCGAGUAUUAUGGCGCACAGAAAUCAGGCAGUGAAGACUCUUAAUUAUUUUUAUUAGUCUCAAAAUACAGUUGCGAAUCUGGAAAUUUAUGCAGAAGCAUACAUGCUCUAUUCUCUAUAUAUGGAAAAAGCUUUGCUAGUUUUCUCUAUUAUCUCCUUGCCAUAUGUUAAAGAAGGAAACAUUUUGUUCCAAUUGGCUCCCUUGACAUAAGUCACAAGAUUUCUUACAUUAUUAGGAGAAAAACUUAUUAUGAUAAUUACUUCUAAAAAUUGCUAGCACUUGGGUAUACAAAUCUAUUUUUAAUAGGAUAUGGAUGAAUAAUUAUCAAAA
This is a messenger RNA of Parasteatoda tepidariorum (common house spider), 4450 nucleotides long. RefSeq names its product metabotropic glycine receptor. The record is from RefSeq and is a predicted model, not a curated record. Gene Ontology annotation, cellular component: membrane. Gene Ontology annotation, biological process: G protein-coupled receptor signaling pathway. Gene Ontology annotation, molecular function: G protein-coupled receptor activity. Lineage: Eukaryota; Metazoa; Arthropoda; Arachnida; Araneae; Theridiidae.